CACUUGUCCGAAUUACAUCAGCCGCCCGCCCUCCUCACGCACGCCCACGGGCUCUCUCCCCUCACCUCGCGCCUCGUCAUCGCUCCGAUCUCUCUCUCCUCUCUCCAUCUCGUUUCCCCCGCCUGCGCAGCCAGCGCAAACCCUAGCACCCGCAAGCGCCGGCCCGGCUCGGAACCCGCCACCCCCGGCGACGGAGGCUAGAGCUGCCGCGCGCGGAAGAGCAGCGGCGUCGUAGUGCGGGGAUCGGCGGCGGCGCGGGGAUGGACCGGAAGCGCAUCAAGGACGCGCUCGAGAAGCACCUGGAGAGGAAAUCGCCGUCCACCUCCAGGGGCGCAGCCAAGGAUAGGGAGCGAGAGCGUCUCGCUGACGGGAAGCUGCCGGCGUCGCUCGGCAAGGCCGGGAAGGUUUCCGACGGUGAGGAAUUUGAAUCUGACAGUGAAUAUUCUGAUGUCAGUGGUUCUGAGGGAGAGGACACAUCUUGGAUUUCAUGGUUCUGUAGCUUGCGAGGCAAUGAAUUCUUCUGUGAGAUCGAUGAUGAUUAUAUACAGGAUGAUUUCAACCUGUGUGGUCUGAGUAAUCAGGUGCCAUAUUAUGAUUAUGCGCUUGAUCUCAUCUUAGACAUUGAAUCGUCUAAUGCUGACGCGUUCACUGAGGAGCAAAAUGAAUUAAUUGAGUCAUCUGCGGAGAUGUUGUAUGGAUUAAUUCAUGCACGAUACAUCCUAACCAGCAAGGGUCUGGCUGCAAUGUUGGAGAAGUUCAAGAACUAUGACUUUGGAAGAUGCCCUAGAGUGUACUGCUGUGGCCAGCCCUGUCUUCCAGCAGGGCAAUCUGAUAUUCCUAGAUCGAGCACUGUGAAGAUAUAUUGUCCAAAAUGUGAAGAACUUCACUAUCCAAGAUCCAAGUACCAAGGCAACAUUGACGGAGCAUACUAUGGGACAACAUUCCCUCAUCUUUUCCUGAUGACCUAUCCACAUUUGAAGCCACAGAAGCCGCCGCAGCACUAUGUUCCAAGAGUUUUCGGCUUCAAACUUCACAAGCGGUCAUGACAUGGUUGUACGAUCAGCAUAAGCUUCCUUUUACCUAGUUUGUAGGGAGAACAUUGUGGCCUGUUGAUGUAGGAACUCGGGCGCUUGAAUGUUGCUGCAACUGCUGAGCAAUUGUACCUGUUUUCAGAUGUUACCAUUCUGUGACCUUAGGUUCUCUCUCCCUCGCUCGCUCAAGUUAUGACCAUCAGCACGUUUCAGGUCAUUGUACACGGCAUCUUUCACCUGCUCGCUUUUAUCUGUUAUAUUUCGCAUACUUUUCAUC
Molecule: messenger RNA, 1308 nt
Organism: Phragmites australis (common reed)
Lineage: Eukaryota; Viridiplantae; Streptophyta; Magnoliopsida; Poales; Poaceae
Product: putative casein kinase II subunit beta-4
Exons: 5
Coding region: 261-1046 (261 amino acids)
Cellular component (GO): protein kinase CK2 complex; cytoplasm
Molecular function (GO): protein kinase regulator activity
Source: RefSeq, a predicted model, not a curated record